AUGUUGCGGGCAGGGUUUUCCGAGGCUGGCAAGACUUGGGGGAAAGGCGCUGAGAAUACCAAGAAAAGAUAUCUGCAGCCUACCACUGCUUGCUUAGCAGUUAGGCUCCACGCAACUGUCCUCGGGUGCUGCUGCGAGAGCUGUUGGGGCAGUAGCAUUCUUCCCCUGGGGACAGUCGAUGCUGUUGUGCUGGAGCACCCAGCAGAAAGCUUCCAUUUGCAGGCACCCCGUCCGUCAACAGGCCCUCACAAGCUGAGGGAGUGCCUUCCGCUCAUCAUCUUCCUGCGGAACAGGCUGAAGUAUGCCCUGACAGGAGACGAGGUCAAGAAGAUCUGCAUGCAGAGAUUCAUCAAGAUAGAUGGCAAAGUCCGCACAGACAUCACCUACCCUGCGGGCUUUAUGGAUGUCAUCAGCAUUGAGAAGACAGGCGAACAUUUCCGCUUGGUGUACGAUACCAAGGGCCGGUUUGCUGUUCACCGCAUCACAGUUGAAGAGGCCAAGUACAAGCUGUGCAAGGUGAGGAAGAUCUUCGUGGGCACCAAAGGAAUCCCUCAUCUGGUCACCCACGAUGCCCGCACCAUCCGCUAUCCGGACCCCCUCAUCAAGGUGAAUGACACUGUCCAGAUUGACCUGGAGACAGGCAAGAUCACAGAUUUCAUCAAGUUUGACACAGGUAACCUGUGCAUGGUGACCGGCGGUGCCAACUUGGGCCGUAUUGGGGUGAUCACCAACCGAGAGAGACACCCUGGGUCAUUUGACGUGGUUCACGUGAAGGCCACCAAUGGACAGUUGGAAAGGGGUGGUGGUUCGGUUUUGGCUGAAGGCAACAAGCCGUGGAUCUCCCUGCCCCGUGGAAAGGGCAUCCGCCUGACCAUUGCUGAAGAGAGAGACAAGAGACUGGCAGCCAAGCAGAGCAGCGGGUGAACUCCAGACGGGCCAGCAGUGGUCCUUUCUCUGUAUUAAUUAAACUGUUUACCAAA
Messenger RNA from Fulmarus glacialis (Northern fulmar), 980 nucleotides. Its product is annotated as 40S ribosomal protein S4. Lineage: Eukaryota; Metazoa; Chordata; Aves; Procellariiformes; Procellariidae. Gene Ontology annotation, molecular function: RNA binding; structural constituent of ribosome. Gene Ontology annotation, cellular component: cytosolic small ribosomal subunit; ribosome. The transcript is spliced from 6 exons. Gene Ontology annotation, biological process: translation. The record is from RefSeq and is a predicted model, not a curated record. Bases 1 to 924 code for a protein of 307 amino acids.